UCCACUUCUCUCUCUCAUCACUUUCUCUCUCUAACCUCACCACCUAUCCAAAUCCAGAUGCUUCAAUCACAAUUCAAUCACCACCACCAGCACCACUACCACUCCCACUCCCAAUCUCGCUCAAAUUCCAUUUCUGCCCCUCCCAAUUUCCCCUAUUUCCUCUCCAUACCACCGCCCCGCCACGGCCGCGGCCGCCGGAUCUAUGUAUAGCAGGAACGCCAUCCUAGGGUUUCUCUGCUCCGGUCUGAUCCUCGGCGCCGGAUAAAGGUUAGGGCUUUAGCGUUGAGUUUUUUUUUCCCCCAAUGCCGGCCCUCGGAAUUCUAGGGUUUCAGGGGCUACUGUUUGGGGUCGUUUUGGCGGCGUUCUUUGUGAUUCGCCACAAGUGGAGGAAUGCGGUGGCGAAGAAGGAGGAGAUCAUGAGGCUUGUGGCUAUGGCUUCCGAGGAGGCCGCAAUGGCCGAGUUUCAGGCCACCACGGCUAUGUAUGCUGCUGCUCCUCCGGUGGCGGCGCCGGUGACCAGUCCGUUUCACUGUGCUGUAUGUUAUUCCCAAACCACCAUGCGGUGCUCGAAAUGCAAGAGUGUUAGAUACUGUUCUGGGAAGUGUCAAAUCAUUCACUGGAGACAAGGUCACAAGGACGAAUGCCGACCUUCGAUUGGCACCAUGGAGGUGCAACACAACAGUGAUUUAGACGGGGAAGCGGUGCUUCAUCGUGGUGGAAUAGGUGCACAUACCAGUGCAACCUCACCCAGUACCAUAUCAUGGGAUGGCUUCACUUCAUCUGGUACUGGAGCUGACACCUCUUCGGGUGAGAUUCUUAAUCAUGUCAGUGUUGACAGAGCAGAGAAACCUCUUUUUGAUGGUACUGCUCCUGAUCUACUUGGAAAUAUGUCAGAGUAUACUAAUUUGGUAAAUUGUCGAGAUAACUUUUCACCUGCAAAUAAGUUAGUUAAGAUGAAAUCCAGUCACAAUGAUAAAGAGGUAGAAUCUGAAUCAAAAUUGGCCAAAGCUAAGAUAGACAUGUCUGCUGAUGCUCAGCCUGCAAAUUUUGCUGGUAAAAAGCCAACUAGAAGGGGUACUUCAAUAGAAAAGGUAGUUACUGAUGCCUUUAAGUCCAAGAGGUUGUCAACUAGUGACAGGGAAGAUGAGCGUAAAGAGGGACCUUUAUCAAAUAGUGGUUCUAAUGGCCGGCCAUCUUCAACCACUGGAGGGUUACUGGAUUCCAGUUAUAGAUCUGAAAAAGUUGACGGUUAUCAUGCCUUGCCUGCCAAAAUUGGUAGUAUCCCAAGCUUGCCGCUAAAUGCUUGUAAUGGUCUGAAGACAUCCAUGAAGAAAGUUGUGCAGCAGUUUAAAUCCUCAAAACAGCUGAAAUCCAAUCUCUCAGGUCCUGAAAAUGGGAUUGCUGGAAAGUUCAAGGUAAUAUUUCCAUAUGAGCUAUUUGUGAAACUGUACUCCUACAACAAUGUGGAUCUUUGCCCAUUUGGCCUGACAAAUUGUGGGAACAGCUGUUAUGCUAAUGCUGUGCUACAGUGUUUAGCAUUUACUCAGCCUCUUACUUCGUAUCUUCUUCAAGGACUCCAUUCUAGAGCAUGUCAAAAAAAGGACUGGUGCUUUAUAUGUGAAUUUGAAAUUCUGCUCCUGAAGGCAAGGGAAGGGAAGUCUUCACUGUCCCCGAUUAGGAUCUUAUCCAGAAUACAUAAAAUUGGAAGCCAUCUUGGUCAUGGGAAGGAAGAAGAUGCUCAUGAGUUUUUGAGGUAUGCAGUUGAUACCAUGCAAUCUGUUUGCCUCAAGGAAGCUGGGGCUAUUGGUCCUUUGGCAGAACAAACAACUCUAGUAGGCAUGACCUUUGGAGGUCACCUUCGAUCCAAGAUAAAGUGCAUGAAGUGCCUCGGGAAAACUGAGCAAUUUGAGCGGAUGAUGGAUCUUACUGUCGAAAUUGAUGGGGCAAUUGGAACUCUGGAAGAGGCUCUUGCACAAUUUACUGCUACUGAAACUUUGGACGGAGAUAAUAGGUUCCAUUGUAACAGGUGUAAAUCUUAUGAGAAAGCCAGAAAGAAACUUACAGUUCUAGAGGCACCAAAUAUUCUUACAAUAGUGUUGAAGCGAUUUCAGUCUCGAAACUUCGAGAAGCUGGAUAAGUCAGUACGUUUUCCAGAGGUUCUCAACUUGUCACCAUACAUGGACAGAACAAGUGAUAAAUCUCCUUUGUACAAUCUUUAUGCCGUCGUUGUUCACCUGGAUAUUAUGAAUGCUGCAUAUUCAGGCCAUUAUAUAUGUUAUGUAAAGAAUAGUCAAGGCAACUGGUUCAAGAUUAAUGACAGCUCGGUUGAACCCGUGGAAUUAAAGAGGGUCUUAUCUGAAGGCGCAUACAUGCUUCUUUAUGCAAGGCGCUCUCCACGACCCCCACCCUUGGUAGGAAGUAACGCCCUUUCUCAUGCUGGGACAUCCAAUAGAAGGAACUCGGAAGCAGUCCCUUCAAGCCUUACCAAGUCCAAGUUGAGAUACACGGUUCCAAGUAUGAAUAGUUCUGCAGCACAACCAAAGUCUAGUAGAGAGUGGUACAGGAUGAGUUUUGAUGGUUCAAGCAAUCAAUCAUUAGAUCCAGAUGAUUGGAGAUCUCAUUCCAUGUACAGAGUUCCUGCUAUGGAUUCAUUAAGUGAGAGUUCAUCGAUUUUCAGCUCCUCGGAUGCAAGUUCUUGUAGCACCGUGAGCACCAAGGACUCCUCCAGCAAUGAAGAUCUCUCUGAUUACAUAUUUGGUCAAGUAGGAACAAAUCCGUACAGCCAAUUCAGGCGUUCAUCAGACGUGGUUGCACCUUCCUUGUUUCCAAACUUUGAUGUAGAUAUGAAAGGCCGUAUAGAGGACUCAGAAGGCGGAGGAAACUCCACAAUUUUGUGUAGUGACAGAAGUAGACAUCGCAGGAAGUCAACCUCAGAUUAAUUGAUAGCAGUAGCUAGCACUAGGGGAAUUGACCAGCCGCAAUUUUUAUUGACCAGGCCAGCCCUUUGCUCUUUCCCGAUGUAAUCUAUGUCUAUUUGUAUCGUUUACAAGAGCAGAGCAAACGGAUGGAGAAAGAUCAGCUCAAACAUUUUACCGAGGUUUGAGCUGAGAUGUAAGUAGAGAAUAUGAUAAGGUCAUUAAGGCAUUACUAACUAAUUCUAGCAUAAUGAAGAGAAAUCAACCAAUUCUUGUUA
This is a messenger RNA of Rosa rugosa (rugosa rose), 3193 nucleotides long. Its product is annotated as ubiquitin carboxyl-terminal hydrolase 17. Gene Ontology annotation, biological process: protein deubiquitination. Gene Ontology annotation, molecular function: cysteine-type deubiquitinase activity; cysteine-type endopeptidase activity. NCBI's taxonomy places the organism in Eukaryota, Viridiplantae, Streptophyta, Magnoliopsida, Rosales, Rosaceae. Gene Ontology annotation, cellular component: nucleus; cytosol. The record is from RefSeq and is a predicted model, not a curated record. The transcript has 12 exons. Bases 303 to 2939 code for a protein of 878 amino acids.